UCAACCAUGACUUCAAAGCUUUCCCCCUUCGCAACGAUCUUUGACCGGCAAUCGGUCCAGUUAUUAAAAUAGGGUAGUCCAGAGCCCGCGCGACGAUGGAUGCGAUGUUGUUGUAAACAAGGUUGAUGUUUACGCGGGGCGCCGGGGCGAUCAUCUUUUUACAAUGCUGUGCAGCGAAGAAAACGAUGAUGAAGGCCAAAGUCUAUCGUCCACAUGACGUCCGACCACAGACACGGUGCGUGGCUGGUUGGUGGACCGCUCCACCAUACUCUACGUCCUGAGUCGUCCUGAUGAUGUCACUGUCUCCGACCCUUGUAAUCUCGGCCAAGAAUGUAACAUGGGGGGGUUCUUGGAAAUUUGACCGUUUGAGAAGAGACAUUUAAGCUGAUAACCAGCAGUGACUGGACACUUUUAUGUUACUAGACACGAUGAGGCACUCAAUUUCAGUUGAUACCACGUGCAACCUAAUCGAAUUGUUCGUGUAAUGAAAGUGGCAUUGUCAAAGGCUGGAGUACGAUAAGACAAAUUGAGAAUCAGGAAAAGGCCUAGUUGAAGAGCUAAGUGAAAGGUUUGAUAUGAUUCCGUCUAAAGAUUUAUUUUUUAUUUUUCAACAAACUUAACAAAAAAAAACAAUCAGUCUAGAUUUCAAUGGAGGGUUAACAGCCAACCUGUUGUGAAAAAGAAACCCCCUUUCUUGACCUUUGCCAAAGCUUUAAUUUCUACGCUAGCAACCAAAAGUGACACCGAUUACGAGAGCGAUUACGCCCAACUAAACAAUAAACGGUUCUUUUUCGUAGUCCCACACAUGUGUACACGAGGCCAGUUAAAUCCCGCCAACGUCACCGCGUGUCGUGAGAAUGUCCCCAGCUUGUCCAGCAUCCCGUGAAAUUAAACCACGCAUCAUCCCAAGAAGUUGUGCUUCCUGUUGCGGCAACCGAGUCGUCACCGAGAGGCUUCUCCCCCGGCCAGAUUAGCAAUCAAAGCUUAGAUAAUCCGUCACGCUUCCCCGGCAGCGGUGACCAGCGUAACCGUAAUGCCUUUCUCUGUGUCACCGGAUAUUAACGGGGAGGGUCGACUUUCAACGUGUAUUUAUUUGUGCUUCGCGGCCGUGCUGAUUACCGCGUCACAGGGCCAACCAACCCGGCCCGACCAGCGACAACAACAACAGCCAGGGGUGACCAGCAAUUACAGUAGCAAUGCCCUCGCCCGGCCACAGAUCAAGAAGGACGUGUUCAUGUCCCGGGGUUGGGGAGCCGCCGGCAUGCCCUUCAACAUGGUUUACCUGAACCACUACACGAAGGCGCACAAGGCCUACGCCCAGAACCUGCAGCUGCAGCAGCAACAGCAGGAGCAACUUCGCCAGCGCGAGGCCGACCAGAUUCGAUUGCGAUCCGGCGGGGUGAUUCGCGAGCAGGGCCUGGACCAGCCGAGAACGCUGCCGUACGGAACUCGAUACGCUGAUGCCGUCGUCGCUUCGGAACCCCAAACGAACGCCCAACAGAGUGAAUUUGGCAACGGCCAGCGGGAGGACGAGUACGCCGACAGUGGCGUGUACCUUUCGGCCAAACCCAGCUCACCGCGGCGGCAGUACAACGUGCCCCAGCUGUUUGUGUCGUACGGUUGGGGUCCGAUGGGUUAGACUGCUUGCCGUUGCUGCUGCUGCUGCCGUCUGCACUAGGAUUAGUUUCUAUUUAUUGCAAUGACCUUUAAUUCCCUCUCACUCCCACCACACUCAAGUUAAUCAAUGUUUCGUGUGUAGGCCCCCAAAAGCGCCCUGUCCAGCCCAGGUCAGCCGGUGCCACUAUUACUGUGUACUAUACCAAACACA
Molecule: messenger RNA, 1828 nt
Organism: Culex pipiens pallens (northern house mosquito)
Lineage: Eukaryota; Metazoa; Arthropoda; Insecta; Diptera; Culicidae
Exons: 2
Coding region: 1034-1639 (201 amino acids)
Source: RefSeq, a predicted model, not a curated record